AUGUUGAUGUUUACACAUGCCAAGAGGGGCCUGGUAAAAUGGAUGCAACUGGCAACUAUUCAGCACCGAUGUUUUGCCGCUGCCGGUAGCCGGUGUUGGAAAUGUAGUAGUUUAGAAGUUAAGAAUAUGUUUUUCUGUGCAUCCUGUGGCACAAUACGCGAAACUUCAAGGGACAAAGAUUUCUUCGAGCUGUUAAAGAUCAACAAAGAGUUCAAGAUAGAUCCCUCGACAUUAGUGCUGAAUUAUCGCCAUAUUCAAAGUAUGAUACAUCCGGACAAAUUUGCCCAAAAAUCCGAGCACGAAAAGGCAAUCGCAUUGGAAUGGAGCUCCUUAAUCAACAAAGCCUACAAGACACUCUCUAAAUCAAUUGACAGAGGCAGAUAUAUGCUUGCGUUGAAAGGAGUUUCCAUUUCGGAAGAAAAUACUUCUGUCGAUAAAGAAUUUCUCCUCGACAUGAUGGAUGUAAAUGAAUCGGUAGAAGAAGCUCAAACUACGGACGAACUAGAAAAACUAGGAUCACAAUUGUCAGGAGACAUCGAGGCUCUCAAUUCAAAGCUAAUCGAGUUAUUUGAGACCAAUAAUAUGGAUGGUGCCAAAGAGACGAUAAUUCGUCUAAAGUAUUUGAUAAACGUCGAGAACACCAUAAAAGAAAAGCUAUUGCAACUGAAUCUUAAAUCUUGA
Molecule: messenger RNA, 681 nt
Organism: Anopheles maculipalpis
Lineage: Eukaryota; Metazoa; Arthropoda; Insecta; Diptera; Culicidae
Gene: Hsc20
Product: iron-sulfur cluster co-chaperone protein HscB
Exons: 2
Coding region: 1-681 (226 amino acids)
Biological process (GO): protein complex oligomerization; [2Fe-2S] cluster assembly
Cellular component (GO): mitochondrion
Molecular function (GO): protein-folding chaperone binding; ATPase activator activity
Source: RefSeq, a predicted model, not a curated record